AGGAGAAAGAACUCUCCCGCACCACCAAUUGCAAGCAAGCUGGUGAGAGGCUCGCGCAGCCUAGCACGCCAUGAUUCGUCGUCAAAUACACUUGAUUUCCAUAGCCAAUCACUUGUGGAGAAAAGACGCCGGCCCCUGUUAACGUGAAUGACAAGGUGCUUCUUGUGAGGGGUGGAUAACCAAAAUCUCCUCAUGUUAUGGUCAUGGAACUGCAGACGACCCUCAGCGCAUAUGACCAGCAAGCACUUACUGGUUUGGUCCAGGCUCCCCUUGGUAACCUCUCUAUACCCGUUCAAGUUUCCCAGCUUUCCCAGCAGCAACUGCCCUUUCUUCAGCUAGCUCAAAACCAGCUUCAUGGCCAGCAGUUUAUGCUGCCGUUUAACCAAGGGCAGGCAAUCCAAAUACCUAUGCAGUCAAUGCAGCAGUUGCAGACCUUUCAAACACAAAGUGGCCAGUUCAUUCAACAGAUUCCUGUUCUGUGUGGUGAUGGACAACAAAUCUUUAUGCAGAUGCAGGCUAUGCCACAGCAGAUUUUUGUGCAACAAACACCUACACCUCAAGUUCAGGGUCAGGUAUUAGGGCAGUUCAUACAGACCGAGAAUGGGGGUUUUAUUUUUCAGCCAACCCUCAUAGACCCCUCUCAGCAACAGAUUAUACAGACCACAGUUCAUCCACAAAUGGAAUCAUUCACAAAUGGGGCAGCUCAGACAGUCCUGUGCAACAGUGGAGGUCAACAGAUUUCCAUUGAAGCACAACAGCAGGCUGUGAACCCAGUUAUUCAACUUCCAGUUCCACUUCAGACUAAUUCAUCUGGCACACAGACAACUGAUACAAGCUUGAUUAUUCCGUGUUCUACAAAUACUUCGGUCACCACUCCAGCACCAUCUAUGCCUGUACCAGCGCCACUCACUCCAACACCUACACCUUCUUCAACUCCAACUCCAGCCCAAACAUCUACAGUCCAGCGCAUUCCCAUUAUGGUAGAAGAUGCACGAGAAGAUGACAAGCCACUGUAUGUUAAUGCUAAACAAUAUCAUCGAAUUCUCAAGCGACGGCAAGCAAGAGCAAAGCUGGAGGCCUCUGGAAAAAUUCCAAAGCACAGAAGGAAAUACUUACAUGAAUCUCGACACAACCAUGCCUUGAAACGUAUGAGGGGUAUUGGUGGGCGGUUCUUCUCCAUUAAAGCGGAGCCAGACAAUGUGAAAGAGGAACCUAAUAGUCCACAAGAAUGACGCCCACCUUUCAAUCUAUGAAGACAAAAUGGCAACACUUGUUCCCAAGCAAAGGGAAUCUACUUUAUGGCAGCUUGUGUGAAAAACUUUGGAUGGAAGUGACCAUUUCAGACAAUGCAAUAGAACGAGGGAGAAAUAAGCCUCUAUGUCUGAAUGUGUAUAGCGUGCAGCCGUGUGAGAAUAAGUGAUAAGUGAGUGUGAUUGUUCCAUUCUGCAAACAUUGGACUUAAAUAUAUACAAUAGCAGUGGCAGUGUAUAGUUACACAGUUUCUUCACAGUUAAGACACUAGUAAUCAGAGCUUGUUCAUACAUUUCAUGAGGGUAUUUCUGGCCAAUUUAUAAGUCUUUCAAAUACCCAUUGAUGAUGUUAUAGUGAUUAUGGCUUCUACAUCAUCAUUAUUAUUAUAUGUUUGUGGAAUAUUUAGCUUUUCUUGCUGUUAAAUUUUUUUAACCAUUUGGAAAUUGCUAAUUAUUCUUAGAAAGCUGUUGUCUCACUUACAAGUUAGAUUCAAACUGUGAAUGUGGUUUAGGGUACCAAAACUUAGAAAACACAUAACUGGCCCUAUUCCUGGAAGCAGCUUGUCAUACAAAUGGAUGUGAAAACACUGGCUCCUUAAUUUUGUCAAUUGGCAUUUCUCUUACAUGUCUAAGUCUUAAGGAUUAGAAAAGGCAAUCAUAUGCAAAAACUAUUUGCUUUACUUUUACUGCUUUCUUAAAUUAGAGCAAGUUAAAUGACUGUUUCUUUCCUGCUGAAGAAAUAUUAGAUUUUGCUGUUUUAUGACUUUAUUGUCAUGCAUAGUUUCAGUUUUCAUCCCACAGAAUAUGUGCUGUGAGAAUUAAGUUGUAUGUUUGCUUUGUUGAGUGCAGGAUGUAUGGAAGUUUCUUUUUAUGUGUUCAUUAUAAUUUUGAUGUUAGAUCAUCUUUAUUGUGAUAAGUAAGACUAGUCCAUGACAUUAUCUGUUUUUUAUCAGUUUUUAUCAGUGUAAUUCCAGUUUUAUCUUGAAUGUAAUCUUUCGGAAAGGGAACAUGUUUGAGAGAUUGAGCCCAUGCAAACUAAAGAGACUGUGAAAAUGUGUGUCAUUAUAUGCAUAAGAGAUUUUAUUAAAGUACAAGUUUUUUUUUCUCCUCAAAGAAAAUUCAUGAAGACAAUGUCUGCCUUCAGCUGAGUUUAACUAACCUGCCUUGCUAUAUCAUUUUCAGUUAGACAAAGUCUUUGAACAAAUUUGAAGACUUCUACCCUCAUUAUCUGCAUAUUUAGUUGUUGCAUGUUUUAUUAUGAUGCACAUAUUUAUAGGCAACAUGAAAUCUUUUUUUUUUUUUUUUUGUCCCUCAACAAGAAUGUUUACCCAUUACAUAAUUUGUAUGUAUUUGUUUUGCCUUAUCAUUUGUUAUACGAAAAUUGAGGCUUUCUCGAAAACAUUUUCAUUUCUGCCCUUUUCGUGAGCAUUACUUGGUGCUGUAGUUUCCUUUGACAUCAGGGGCAGUCCAGUGGUGCAACAGUUAGCUCCCGUCACUAAUACAGUGAAGGUUGACUGUCAUGGGUUCUGCUCUCGUCUCGGGCAUGCUGUUCUUUCUCUGCAUGUAGCUUUUGUUUACAGGGCUGGUUACCUUGCCAUCAUUGCUGCCUCAGCAUAAAACACCAGUUCUUCCCCCCCUCCUUCCUUUUACUUUAUAAACCGUGUCAAAGGCUAUCCCAACUCAUGCUGCGAUAUGAUUCUCCACUGCCAGUGUUCAACUGAGUGAUACAGAUAAUGUCCAGUGUUUUGUAAUGCUCAGUGAGUUUUUGUUCUUACAUUUUUCAGGAAUAUUUCUGUCUUUGGAAAAUAGUUUGGGAAAGAUCUCUCCCUACACAACAACGCAACAUUAGCAAGUAAAUGAUUGAUUUUUUUAAAAGAUAGGCUCUCCCACUUUCUAAUGAUAAUCUUUCUUUCCCCGUCUUUUUUUUUUUUUUUAAAUUUUGGAUGCUAACUUCCUUAGUCAAUUAAUCUGUUGUAAAAACAAUUGUGUUAUUUGUUAUUACACAUUAUGCAUUGGCUUUUGCAUUGUAUCUUUCAGAAGCAGCCAACUUUUACUGGAUUUUUUUUUAAUUUAUGUGACAUACUGCUACUUCUAAUGUUUAAAAUAUUUCUACCCAUGUAAAAAGACACAUACCUAAUUUAUCAUACCAAGCAAAGUCAGAUUUUUUUUCUUCUUUCAAAAUAUGGAGAUGUCAGUCACAUCAUGAUGUCCUUGAUUAUCUGGGGUUCAUGAUAUUGUGACAUUUAUGUAUGAAUUGAUUGAAAAUCUCUUUUGGAUUUUCUAACAAUGAAUGUUUCUUGAAAAUUAACAAGGUUAUAUAUAUACAGCCCUUCUGGUAACUGCAUACUCACAGAUAGAUUAUAAUUAAGGUUUCUGGGUGCCUUGCUCUGAAAAGUAUGCGGAAUGUUGCAGCAUUAUAAAAGUCUGGCUGUUGAGCACGGUAAUUUAUGUUGUCUGCCCAUUAUUAUAGGUGUGUGCACACACAAACAUACUCUUUCUCUCUGCAUUGCAAGAAAGUACUUUUUAAAAAAAUGCUGUACAUCUUCCUGCUACACAAGAGUGAAUUCUCUUGACUUUGUCAACUGCUGUCAUUUUCUGACAUUUUUUUUUUAAAAAAAAGACAGCUAAUAUCCAGUAUCUUUCAUGAGAUUGUCUACCUUGCCGUAUUUUUCAUGUUUAUAUAUAUCAAUGCUGUGGCAAUGUAUUUUAUAGACUUUACCAUAUAAAAAAAAAAACGUUGCUCUUUUUGCUAGAAAAAAUAUAAAGCACUUAGUGAAUUUUAGUUUUAAAACAUUAUCAUUUUGCUUUGUUGUUGGCAGAGGUUCUUUCCUUAAAGAUGACUUUGUAUUUGUCCCACCCUUGGUAUAAGAAUACAAGGAAGCCAGUACAGGCGGUCCUCGGGUUACGUCAGCCCCGAGUUACAAUGUUUUGUGGUUACAACACAUCUCCCAUUUACUGUAUAAAGCCUUGUUUCGACUUAAGUGGUUUUGUGUCGUAACGCGAACUUUGUGUUAUUCCUGUUUCACUUCAUUAUUAAACAUAUUUUAUAUGUUUUGUUAGGAUAGAUGUUAGAUAGGAUAAGUGCUUACAGUAUUUUAUUUAUGUACAGUAUGUACGUAUGUUCCGACUUACAGCAAAAAUCGGUUUACGACGCGACGUAGGAAUGGAACAACGUCGUAAGUCGAGGACCGCCUGUAUAUGGUAGACCAAGGAAUUAGUGUGACCAUAUUAGAAAGCAAGCUAAGUGCCUGCAUAUGCAGGACCAAGGAAGAAGUGAAACUUAUUAGAAGCUGUUCAAUUUCCGUUUUAUCUGUUAGAAAAAAAAGUACCAUGAUUCAGCAUUAUUACCUCAAAAUUAUUUUAACACUUUCUAGUCACAUUUUAUUUUUUAAAAAUGUUUCCCCUUAAGGAUGGGGUGAGAGCAACUGACAAACUUUACACAUUGCCUAUAUCCGGUAAUUUCCAGUACUACUUGGGUUUUGGCCAGUAUUCUACCUCUAGUUCUAGAUGAUUAUUUUUACCUAAUAACUGCAGUUAUAGAAAAGCGGAGAAAAGAGAUAAACAAAAGCUGCCUGUACUUACCAUUAUUGUCAUCAUCAUUUCAGCUUUUUAUUUCAUGUGCAUUAUUUAUCUUGGCUCAUUUAUGAGUAAUGUAUUUUUGCAAAUGAAAGAUUGCCAAAAAUAAAGGUUCUUUGAAUGAUG
Molecule: messenger RNA, 4952 nt
Organism: Pomacea canaliculata
Lineage: Eukaryota; Metazoa; Mollusca; Gastropoda; Architaenioglossa; Ampullariidae
Product: nuclear transcription factor Y subunit alpha-like
Exons: 9
Coding region: 198-1232 (344 amino acids)
Biological process (GO): regulation of transcription by RNA polymerase II
Cellular component (GO): CCAAT-binding factor complex
Molecular function (GO): RNA polymerase II cis-regulatory region sequence-specific DNA binding; DNA-binding transcription factor activity, RNA polymerase II-specific
Source: RefSeq, a predicted model, not a curated record